Pelmatolapia mariae (spotted tilapia) is the source of this 1431-nucleotide messenger RNA. RefSeq names its product matrix metalloproteinase-18. The record is from RefSeq and is a predicted model, not a curated record. Gene Ontology annotation, molecular function: metalloendopeptidase activity; zinc ion binding. Lineage: Eukaryota; Metazoa; Chordata; Actinopteri; Cichliformes; Cichlidae. Gene Ontology annotation, cellular component: extracellular matrix. The transcript is spliced from 11 exons. Gene Ontology annotation, biological process: collagen catabolic process; extracellular matrix organization; proteolysis. Bases 1 to 1431 code for a protein of 476 amino acids.
AUGGCUUUGCCUCUCCGGAUAGCAGAUCUGCCCAAGAAACCUCUUCCUGGACCAUCUGCAGCUGACCAAGAGUUUGCAGAGGAAUAUCUGCGGCAUUUCUAUGGCUACCAGCCCAAGGCAGAAAGGCAGAAGAGGACCACCGACAUAAGUAAAGAUGAUGAUUCGACAACCGGAUCCUGUGAUAAGAAGACAAAGGUGCAGGAGAUGCAACGGUAUUUUGGUUUGCUUCCAAGUGGAGAGCUCACCGAAGAGACUCUAGCAGUGAUGAAGAAGCCACGCUGUGGACUGUCAGAUGUGGAGCAAGUUGGAGAAACAGUUCGCUGGAAGAAGAAGAGCAUCAGCUACAGGAUCGCUGGCAAAAAAUUCCCCAUCCCAGCACUGAAGGCUCAGAAAGUCUUUAGAAGAGCAUGGAAGCUUUGGUCCAACGUCACACCUCUGAAAUUUCGCAACCGGAUCAUGACCGUGGCUGACAUUGACAUCUUUUUCUAUAGUGGAGAUCAUAAUGAUAGUUCACCUUUUGAUGGCAGAGGAGGAGUCCUGGCUCACGCCUUUAUGCCUGGGCUUCACAUUGGUGGAGAUGUCCACUUUGAUUCUGAUGAAGACUGGAGUUUUAAUUCUACCGGUAUCAACCUGUUUGCUGUGGCAGUCCAUGAAUUUGGCCAUGCGCUUGGCUUGUCCCACUCAUCUGAUCCUGGAGCUAUCAUGUACCCAGCAUAUAACUUUGACCCCAACUAUGAGCCCCAGCUCUCCUUUGAUGAUGUCAAAAACAUCCAAAAACUGUAUGGUGACACCUCCACUGGGCCUCCUCCAAAAACACCUACCAAAUGUGAUCCGUAUUUGUCCUUUGAUGCAGUAACAGAACUACAACAGGAAGUUUUGUUUUUCAAAGACAGGUUUAUGUGGCGCAAACAUCCUGAAUUUGAUGAAACGCGUGUCUCCUUGAUUAGCAGUCUUUGGCCAGACACUGUACCGGCCAACUUGGACGCCGUUUAUGAGAAUACGUGGGAAAAUGUUGUUGUUUUUUUUAAAGGUAACCAGUACUGGAUGCUGAGGCAGUUAAAGCUUGAGGAAGGAUUCCCUAGAAGCAUCUCAACCUUGGGCUUCCCUUCCAGAAUAAAAUCUGUAGAUGCUGCUCUUCACUUCAGAGAUGAGGGCUAUACUGUGUUCUUCACUGGUGACGAGUGUUGGAGGUACAACGAGGAACAAAGGUUGAUGGAGGGAUCACCAAUGUCUACUGAGGAGCAGUGGCCAGAGAUCCCAAUGCCUAUAGAUGCUGCUGUCUUCUAUGAUGGAUCUGUGCACUUCUUCAAAGGAAACUUGGACUACAAAUACGACUCCAACUUCAAACGUGUGCGCUCCAUCAGUCGUGUUAAUGAGCUGCUGGAAUGUGAAGUGAAGGAAGGCAAUGAAACAGUGACAGAGAGGAAGUGA